This is a messenger RNA of Ustilago hordei, 909 nucleotides long. RefSeq lists its product as uncharacterized. Lineage: Eukaryota; Fungi; Basidiomycota; Ustilaginomycetes; Ustilaginales; Ustilaginaceae. The record is from RefSeq and is a predicted model, not a curated record. The transcript has a single exon. Bases 1 to 909 code for a protein of 302 amino acids.
AUGGCAUUCGGCAACCUAUCUUGGUCUCUCUCCUUCUUCCAGCUCGUCGCGCUGGUCGCGACCCUUUGUCACCUUUUCAUUGGCCUCGUAGAUGCUCACGGCUACGUCAUGGCUCCUGCCUCGCGCUCCUACGCUUGCAGCCAAGGCACCGCCAAGGACUGUGGUGCAAUCCAGUACGAACCUCAAUCCGUCGAAGCUCCCAAAGGUCUCCCCUUCAACCGCAACGGUGAUGCUCAUCUCUGCUCAGCCGGUCUGAGUCAGUUCUCUGAGCUCGAUCGUCAGGGUGCUAAAGUCUGGCCGACUAGCAAAGCCAGCGACGUCCAUUCCUUCACUUGGAAGUUCACCGCUCAACACUCCACCACCGACUUCAAGUACUUUAUCACCAAAGCCAACUGGGAUGCCACCAAGACCCAAGGAUUGACCGCUAGCGACUUUGAGUCGACUCCUUUCCUCACCAUCCCCAUGAACGGCAAGUCUCCUCCCGUCACCAUGAAGCACGACUUGCAGAAAAACUUGCCUUCGCGUUCGGGUUACCACGUCGUCUACGCCGUUUGGACCAUCGACAACACGGCCAAUGCCUUCUACCAGUGCGUCGAUCUUGAUUUUGGCGGUAAGAGCAGCGAUGGCAGCACAGCUCCCAGCACCUCGUCCAGUUUGCCUUCCCGCAACUCGUCCUCAAGCGCUCCGACGGGCACCGCUGCCAGUGACAGCGGUAGUAGUGCUCCCGCCAACUCCGGCUCGUCGUCUGGUGCCAACUCGUCUGCGUCCAACCAGAGUCACAAGGCACACACCGCAAAGCUCACUGCUUGCCGCAUGAAGCGCCGCCAAGCACCUUCCGGUUCUCUGUUCGCAGCUCGUGGCGACUACCGUCGACAGAAGCUCCAGUUGCAGCGCAAGCGACAGAUCUAG